UGAAGCCAGAAGGGAGUAUUGAGUAUAGAGAUUAGAGAGGAAAGAAAAAAAGACCGAAGGAAAUCCGGCCAAGAUCCAGACCGGGCGAUCCCCCGUGACGCCAAGCCAUGACGAUGGAAGUUGAGUGGCUUCACGCCCUCAUUUCUUCAAUCAAUCAAUCAAUCAAUCACCUUUCAGUCACGCAACCUGGAAAAAAAAAUCAUGAGUUGACCAACAACAUCUCGUCUCCCUUGCCUGGUCCGUUCCGGCUCUGUCCAUCUGGCUCCAUCCAUCAGUCCAUGGUCCACGCAGAUCCUCACACUAGCCAUGCCGGACCUGAUCCCCACCCCGGCUGUGAUGCAGACCCAGCUGCGUUGUUGCGCUUGUUGUUGCUGCUGUGAUGGCCAUCGCGUUCCAUCUCGGUCGGGCACCCCUCUUGUCCUAGGAACAGUAUGAUGCCGGCCCCUACCUUAGUAGUAUACUACCUCUGUUGAUGUGGUCUUCCUGCACAACUACGGCA
Messenger RNA from Aspergillus costaricaensis CBS 115574, 499 nucleotides. RefSeq lists its product as uncharacterized. The transcript has a single exon. Bases 108 to 380 code for a protein of 90 amino acids. Lineage: Eukaryota; Fungi; Ascomycota; Eurotiomycetes; Eurotiales; Aspergillaceae. The record is from RefSeq and is a predicted model, not a curated record.